Molecule: messenger RNA, 3468 nt
Organism: Syngnathoides biaculeatus (alligator pipefish)
Lineage: Eukaryota; Metazoa; Chordata; Actinopteri; Syngnathiformes; Syngnathidae
Gene: tpm1
Product: tropomyosin 1 (alpha)
Exons: 10
Coding region: 135-1115 (326 amino acids)
Biological process (GO): actin filament organization; cardiac muscle contraction
Cellular component (GO): actin filament
Molecular function (GO): actin filament binding
Source: RefSeq, a predicted model, not a curated record
CAGGGAGGCAGAGCCUGCACUCCAGCUCCACGUUCACUGAGGCACACACGGCCCCGGCUCCUGCUCUCGCCUCCCGCUAACUUUUCCACUUUCUCUUUUUUGACGGACCCUUCCCGUGUUGGCAGUAAGCAGCCAUGGACGCCAUCAAGAAGAAGAUGCAGAUGCUCAAGCUCGACAAGGAGAACGCCUUGGACCGAGCCGAGCAGGCCGAGUCGGACCAGAAGGCGGCCGAGGACAGAAGCAAGCAGUUAGAAGAUGAAAUAAGAGAGUUGGAAAAGAAAAUGCGUGUUACUGAGGACGAGAGAGAUAAAGUGUUUGAGGAGUUCCAAACUGCGGAGGAGAAACUGCUGAGCGCCGAGGAGGUCGCUGCCAAGCUUGACGAUGACUUGGCAGCGCUACAGAAGAAGCUGAAGGGAACAGAGGAUGAGCUAGACAAGUACUCUGAGGCUCUUAAAGAUGCUCAGGAGAAACUUGAGCUGGCUGACAAGAAAGCCACUGAUGCUGAGAGCGAUGUGGCCUCCCUCAACAGACGCAUCCAGCUGGUUGAGGAGGAGUUGGACCGUGCUCAGGAGCGUCUGGCCACCGCUCUGACCAAGCUGGAGGAGGCAGAGAAGGCUGCCGAUGAGAGCGAGAGAGGCAUGAAGGUCGUUGAGAACAGGGCCAUGAAGGAUGAGGAGAAGAUGGAGAUCCAGGAGAUCCAGCUCAAGGAGGCCAAGCACAUCGCUGAGGAGGCUGACCGCAAAUACGAGGAGGUGGCUCGUAAACUCGUCAUUAUUGAGAGUGACCUCGAGCGUACGGAGGAGCGCGCCGAGCUGUCAGAAAGCAAAUGCUCUGAGCUGGAGGAAGAGUUGAAAACUGUGACCAACAACCUGAAGUCACUGGAGGCCCAGGCUGACAAGUAUUCACAGAAGGAGGACAAAUACGAGGAGGAGAUCAAGGUCCUCACCGACAAGCUGAAGGAGGCCGAGACCCGUGCCGAGUUCGCUGAGAGAUCAGUAGCCAAGCUUGAGAAGACCAUCGACGACCUGGAGGAUGAGUUGUAUUCCCAGAAACUGAAGUACAAGGCCAUCAGCGAGGAGCUGGACCACGCCCUCAAUGACAUGACUUCCAUGUAAAUGUUCCACCUCCCGUCCGUGCCUCUUGUGUUUUUCGGUUAUUCCGAGUACUCCACCUGGUAGCCGUCUCCUCGGGAUCCGCCGUCAUUACGCAUUGUCUUCCUCAGGUGGUUUUAAGUAACGUCUUUGGUGUGUGAGCAUUCUCUUACAACUCCACGUAGGCUCCUCUUUCCCAUAACUGUUUGACGAUUGGAUCAGAUAAGAUCGUGUAAAGAGGAAUUGUGUAAUGUAAUGCAUGUCACAUGACGCAGCAUGGACCGUGUUCUUGUGUUUUUAGUUGUUGGACCUUUUUUAGUGGCAUGCUAAGACAUACAUGCAAAUCAAUUGAGGGAUUCACCCACCGUAGCCGUGAGGCGUCCCUCUUUCGAUUGAUCAUCAUCUAAUAUGUCCUGCUUUUGUCUACAUCGAAAGCCCCUACCCCUCAUUUGCUUUUUUUUAGUCACAUUUCAAUGGGGUCUUGUUGAUGUGGUUCUUGAAAGGGCUGAGCUUCCCCCUCCAUUCACUGUACUUCUUCUCUCCCUCCCUCACAGAUAAAUUGUUUACGUCUCAGCAAAGACGCCUCCUUCCGGCGGAGUGGCAUCUGCCCGCUCUCUCCAGCCUUCCCUCCACCUUCCUUUCCUUCUCCAUCUGCGCUAUUCCCGUCCUUGUGUCUGUUCUCAUCCUGAUGUCCAAGUCGAUCCCAUCUCUUGUACAGAAUCCUAAAAUCGUUCUGCGUUGUGUAAAAAGAAUAAAUCUCAUCCCCUUCCAUGUACGCUGUAUCUCUUUACUCUGUCCCCUUUCCCUAUUUAUUUCCAGUCAUGUUCUGUCUAUUACUUUUCUUUAAACUUCUCAGCAAUACUUUUCCUUGCUUUCAUUGUUUUAUCCGUGCAGAAGGUGGCACAAAAAUAAAUACCGGAAUAAAAGCAGAGCCAAUUGAGCUUCUCUUGUAGCAGUCGAGACUUUUGAAAAUCGACAACUUGAACAGGGAAUCUUACUUUGGAUGUUUUUGAGAACAGGAGGAUUGGGAUUGGACUGUGAUCAGGAAGACUAUGGUUAAGUAGCGAGACGGUGGAGAACAUCUGGUUGGAUGAAAUAGACUUGAGAAGCUUUGUGCACAUCUCUGUUGGAAUAUUGUGAUGUGGGAAUUGUACGUUGCGCAGCGUUUCAAUAAAUGUACAGUCUAAAUGCUUCGAGUGUUUUGAUGAAUUGCCAUAAAUUCGAGCACAAGCUGAAUGCGAACAGUGUAACAGCGGCGCCUUUAAAAUUUCACACAAAGUUUAGCUGGUUAGCAUCUAAGGUCAUCUCAUUUUAGUUCACCUAUUUUGGUUAAAUCUUAAAUUUACAUGUUUUUAACGCAGCUGUCUUCCUGUUAAAAUACAAUAUUUCUAGUCAAAUAGCCAGAACUUGAAAAUAAAAUGAAAUGGUCUUUAAAUGUGAAGGAUGUAGAAGAAUAGUAACGGGUUAAUUUUCACAGUUCAGUACAAUAUUGAAAAAUAAGAGAUAAGGUUGCAUAAAGGCAAAUUAUUCAUGUUUUGGCAGUAAUGCAAAAAAAAUCUAAGCAGCUGAGAAACAAAAAAAAACAUUCACAUUCAGCAAAACUCUUGCUUUUUUUGAGUGAAAGUAAAUAUUUGUUGUCUAUGUUUUACAUGUGAAUGUUUUUUAUUUUUUUUUAAUGGCAGUAAACUGAAUAAAUUUUAAAAAGUUGAUUUGUUGAAGUAUUUUGAGGAAAACAAUCUUUUGCAACGUUCUUAAGUAGAAGCCCGGUAAACUUUGUCAGGUUAAAAACCAAAAUUCAAUAGCAUUUAUUUUUAUUAGUUGUGUUACUCAUUAUAAGCUAAACAUUUAACCAUUUAGAAAUGCAAAUGAACUGGAACUCACCAUGUGGGCACUGUGUGGAUAAUUCUGGGCUCAAAUGUAAACAAAAAAUUAAAUUGAUCAUGUUAUUAUUGUGCCCAUUGAGAUAUUUUCAACAUCUUGACUAUCUUUCCUCACAGAGGACUCCAGCAGAGUUUGUGCUUCAGAUUUUCUCUUCUUUGCCUGUUUUUUUUUUUUACGUACUCUCAGUAGAAUAGCUGCCAUGUCACUAAUAAAGUGUGUGCCCUUGAAUAGCAAAUAUGUUUUACAUAUUAAUGAUAAUGAUUUGUCAUGGGAUACUAAUUUUUACACGGGAUUUUUUUCAAUCAACGUUUCAUUGUUUUGCCAGUGUGCUUUUGUCACUCUGAUUAACUGUUGACUGUGAUUUCUCACCGUUUUUGUUAUUGUUUUGUGAAGUACUGGUUAAACAUGUAGCGAGCUUGAUUAUUAACACAGUCUAACCAGCUGGCUGUCUCGUAACUAUUGAUGUGCAACUAAUACUUGCUUUUUUUCAAUGUCC